AUGAAAAUCGCUGUUGUCGGGUCCGGAGUGUCUGGCCUCGCUGCAACAUGGUUGCUCAAUGAGUUCACCAAUCACGAGGUGCAUCUCUACGAAGCCGAUUCACGACCUGGUGGACAUGCACACACUGUCUCAUAUGAAGGACCAAAAGACAACUCGGUCAACGUUGACAUAGGAUUCAUCGUCUUCAAUCCUUCCACAUACCCCAAUUUUCUUCGAUUUUUCGACAUACACCCUGAUCUGCGUAAACGAAUUCGGCAUACAGAUAUGACUUUUUCAGUCUCCCGCGACAAAGGGGCGUUUGAAUGGGCUGGUCGGAACCUUAGUAGCGUUUUUUGCCAGAUUUCCCGCCUGUUUGACCCAAAUAUGUGGCUCAUGGUCUACGAUAUCUUGCGAUUCAAUGCUUGCGCAGGAAGGCUUCUUGAACACAUGGAACUUGCCUCCCCAGACGACGACGGACCUACGAUAGGAGAGUACCUAAGCCAAGAAGGCUAUUCCAAGUCUUUCAUGAAUGACUAUUUGAUUCCAAUGACUGCUGCGAUUUGGAGCACGCCACCUGCCCAGUGCGCUCUCGAUUUUCCCGCACGUACAUUGAUUCAAUUCAUGCACAAUCAUCAUCUCUUGCAAAUUUUCGGAAAGCCUUCCUGGCUUACCCUUCAGGGCGGUAGCCGAAUUUACGUCGAGCGGAUACUCUCAAAGCUCCCGAAACCACAGCUACAUCUAUCUACGCCUGUGCAGUCACUCGUCUCUACACCCAUACAUGCUGACUCCCGGAACAUAGAGCUGACAACGGCCUCCGGAGCGCAUGACUACUACGAUCAUGUCAUUUUGGCAUGUCACAGCGACACUGCGCUCGCGAUUCUCUGUACCGGUGGCGGUGCAACUGCAGACGAGGAACGGAUCCUCCGUGCGUUCCGUUGGAAUAAGAAUGAGGCAGUCCUGCAUUGUGAUGUACGGCUCAUGCCUAUACGGCGCGCCGCUUGGUCGUGUUGGAACUUCCUCUCAAGGUCGAAGACGAACAAUACCGGAGCGAAAAAAAUCAUAAAUGAAGUAUCCCUUAGCACCUAUUGGAUGAAUGAUCUUCAGCACAUACCCGAGGAACUUCACGGACCUAUUUUCGUCACGCUCAACCCGCUAUUUGAUCCCAAUCCAAGUCUCGUCGCAGGCAGGUAUUCUUACGACCACCCAAUCCUAGAUGCCAAGGCCAUUCGCGCUCAACAAGAGGUACACAUCAUUCAACGAAAACGUGGCAUUUCAUUUGCCGGCGCAUGGCUCAAGUACGGCUUUCACGAGGACGGCUUUACGUCCGGGUUGCGCGCAGCAGCAGCAAUUAUGCAAGAGGACGCGACCUUGAAUGAGCGAGAGAUGCACAUGCCGUUCGAGAUCGUCGACGCUGAUCGUCCGGGCCGUAAGUCACAUAUGUUCGCUGCCAUAUUCGACUUCCUACACACUUGGGGGGCAAAAACGAUUCUUGGUUUAUGCCUUGUUACCUUUGCAAGUGGCAUAUACUUAACAGUGUACGGAACGACACUCCCGACGAAUAAUGGCGAUCCAUCUUCAUAA
Molecule: messenger RNA, 1560 nt
Organism: Fibroporia radiculosa
Lineage: Eukaryota; Fungi; Basidiomycota; Agaricomycetes; Polyporales; Fibroporiaceae
Exons: 11
Coding region: 1-1560 (519 amino acids)
Molecular function (GO): oxidoreductase activity
Source: RefSeq, a predicted model, not a curated record